Messenger RNA from Durio zibethinus, 3205 nucleotides. NCBI's taxonomy places the organism in Eukaryota, Viridiplantae, Streptophyta, Magnoliopsida, Malvales, Malvaceae. The record is from RefSeq and is a predicted model, not a curated record.
AUCACUCUACUAAUAGGGGGUAUUCCGGAAACGGGAGAAACACGUAUUAAUAAUAAAAAAUAAGACACAUAUAUCCAGCAAAUGCUUUGCAUUUUUGCAGCGGAUAUAAUGGUAAUAGAAAAGGACAAAGACAUUGGCAACUGAGGAAGGAGUAGGGGUAGAUGUUUAUAGAUAACCGAUCAGUUCACGCCUAUUUUGUUUUAGUCUCCGCUCUCAAUGUCACGUUAUCAAAUAUCUUUUUUUUUUUUAAGUUCAUUCUUGCUUCAAUACUAUCGGAUUAUUAUGAUGAUUAGUACUUCUGAACUAAAAGUAAUAAAAUUUUUUCUUCUUUUUUGCUUAAGUUGAAAGCGCUCCUACGCUAUGCUAUGCUAUGCUAUGCAAGUGCUGGGUUUUUAUUUUGGAGAUACGGGGGAGUGGGACUGACCGCUAACGAAUCUGAAUUCUCAACUUGUCCGCCUGCAUAUAACAAAUACUAGUAAUUUCUACUCUUUCUGAUUGCCGCUAUUGCUAUGUCUUUUUAUUUCUGGAAAAUCUUAUCUUUAUAACAAUUACAACAGCUACUACUAAGAUUUAAUUUAAGUAGAAUGAUUCAUCGUUGUUUUGUUUGUAAUAAUUGUACUGUUUAUUGUUGUCUAAAUUCUUCUACUUCUACUACUUACUGAAAUAGACUAGGAAAUUGUUGCAUAGGCAGGCUAGAUUGAGAAUCCAGAUUCAGUUUGGGAUCAGGUCAAAGAUUCAGGAUGACGAUGAUCUCAAUCUCAAUCUGGGUUUCUGGAGUACUAGUAUAUUAGUAUAAGCAGCAAACAGAAUCAAUAUUCUCUUCUUUUUCUUCUUCUCGUUCUAAAUUUGUGAAAUUUGUCCUCCCUGAAUUCAGGAAUUUCCUCCAUACAACAUACUACAAACACUCACCAAUAUGGUUGAAUCCUGCGUUGUUCACUCCAUAGACGAAGCGGUGGAGGAGAUCAUGAGAAUUCACAGAUCUCUGCCGCCACGCCCAGCUCUCGACGAGGUUGAAGCUGCCAAGGCUCUCAUCCGAAAUGUGGAAAAGGAAGACCAAGCUAGACUAGAUGCCAUUGGUCGGCAGAGCAAGAACCCUGACGUCCCGGAAGAGCUCUUCAUUCUGCUCCUUGAGAUGCAAAAGAACUUGGUUUACUUCCUGAGCAAGGAGAAGAAGAGAGAGGCCUUGAAAUUGCUGGAUCUCGAGACUAUCCAUGCUCUGUUCGAUGAAUUUAUCCAGAGGGCAUCCAACUGUCUAUCCUCUUCUUCCUUGAAAUCUCGUGAUAGGCCCACGCACUCAAACACCUUGCCCCACACCACCGCUCCUCCGCCUUCCAACAACUCACCUGCUGCUGCCACGUCAUCCUCCGCCUCCAGGGAGCCUACCUCAGAACUAGUACUCUUCACCAGAGAUGACAGUUAUGUUAAGAAGGCCAAGUCUUCCUUCUAUGCUAACGCCAAUGAUGGGUUUGGUAUUUCCAUUUCAUCCACUCCUCACAUAUUGGAUUCCUCUCUUAAAUCCGGGGGCACCACUGCUGCGGUUCAUGAUGAUGGCAAAUUUAGUUUGAUUAAGCUAGCUAGUUUAAUUGAAGUCUCUUCAAAGAAAGGCACUCGAGAUCUCAACCUCCAAUCCAAGUUGAUGGAUCAAAUUGACUGGCUUCCUGACUCAAUUGGAAAGUUGUCCAGUUUAAUUACACUUGAUUUGUCUGAUAAUCGUAUUGUAGCUUUGCCUGACACCAUUGGUGGCCUUUCAUCCUUGAAGAAACUUGAUUUGCAUUCAAAUAGGAUUGCUCAACUCCCAGAUUCCAUUGGAGAUCUCCUCUGCUUGGUCUUUCUAGAUCUCAGUGCGAACCAGUUGUCAACUCUGCCUACAACCUUUGGGAGAUUGGUACGCCUUGAGGAGCUUGAUUUGAGCUCCAAUCACCUUCCUUCACUCCCUGACUCAAUAGGUUCACUCAUUAGCCUCAAGAAAAUGAAUGUGGAGACAAAUGACAUUGAUGAAAUUCCACAUACUAUUGGUCGCUGCACUUCACUUAAAGAGCUUCACGCAGAUUAUAACCGGCUUAAAGCCCUUCCGGAAGCAGCUGGGAAGAUAGAAACCUUAGAGGUUUUAUCCGUGCGCUAUAAUAACAUCAAACAAUUACCUACAACAAUGUCAUCUUUGGCAAAUCUGAAGGAACUUGAUGUCAGUUUCAAUGAGGUUGAGUCUGUGCCUGAGAGUUUAUGUUUUGCCACCACACUUGUCAAGAUGAAUAUAGGCAACAAUUUUGCUGAUCUGCGGUCGCUGCCAAGGUCUAUUGGGAACCUUGAGAUGCUUGAAGAGCUGGACAUUAGCAAUAAUCAGAUCCGGGUCCUCCCAGACUCUUUUAGAAUGCUAACACGCCUUCAAGUUCUACGUGUGGAAGAAAAUCCUCUGGAAGUGCCUCCUAGACACAUUGCUGAACAGGGUGCACAGGCUGUUGUCCGGUAUAUGGUUGAUCUUGUUGAGAAAAAGGAUGUAAAAUCAGAAACGAUGAAGCAGAAGAAGAGUUGGGCUCAAAUAUGCUUCUUCUCGAGGUCUAACAAAAGGAAACGCAAUGGAAUGGACUAUUUAAAAGCCUGAUUUACAGGACUUUUAUAUUGGGUUUUUUAGCAGUUGGUCAGAUAAAAACAGUUAGGAAGAUGCAACAGUCUCAGGCAUUGCUCAUGGCUCUGACUUUUCUUCUCAAAAUUGUGGAUUUCUUUUCCCUUUUUUCCCAAUCAAUUAUAAUUGUUUACCCCCCUCGAUCUUACGCCCACUUUAUUUAUGUUGUUCUUGCACUCUAUUGAGGUGUAUAAUUCAGCCCCAAACAGGGGGAAGAGCAAAAUGUUGUAAUCUGUAUUUCUAUUGUAAAAUUAAGUUUGAGCACCAUUUUAACAAGUGGUAAAGAAAUUCAUUCUUUGAAGACGGAAUCAUUUUAAAAAGUUUCUCAUGUGAUGCACGAUUUCUUUAGUUAGUUGAAUUUUUGCAGCUAUCUUGAUUUAAGAUUCUCUAUGUAGGAUUCCUGUCUAUGAUUCCGAAGUGAGAGAGUCACCAGAUUAAACACCUUUAUAGGCCGUGGUAAGAUCUUUGUUUCCUUAAAUCAUGGUUGAUUUAGCUAGGGAGGGAUGUAAACUAAUUGAGCUAGUAAGGCUCAAUUCAAAAUUUGAAUUCGACUCUUUUGUUAUUGAGCCUACCUGGAUAACAAGU